CAGUGCGAGCUGCAACGCCCCCAAGCGCACCUGCUGUGGUUACGCUCGCCUCCGCGAGUCGUGAUUACUGUUGAAGAAGAUACUGCUUGACAUUCACAGGAAAUACUUUUUAGUAGAGCUCUCCGAACCCACUUCGACCUAUUUGCUGUACGACCAGCAACACUAGUCCGCCGGUGUCAGACAACGAGUGUAACUGGACUCGCAGAACCAUGAAAGCGCCGGUGGCUCUCUGUUUCUUCUGGAUUUGUGCAACAGGUUUAACACCUGCUUUCCCUUCUACUGAUGUGGCCAAUACCAACACCUCAGCAUCCACUAUCCCCCUGCCACCCACUGCAGAGCCUGUUAUCAAGGAAACCACAGACCACAGCUCAUUGGCUGCUACUACUACUACGACUAUUACCAAUGAAACUGCAGGCUUACUGUUUAACUCAACUGACCUUGUUUCCAAUCAAACUACAGGCAAGAGCUCAUUGGUUAACUCAACUGGCCUGGUUUCCAAUGAAACGACAAGCAACAGCUCAUUGGCUAACUCAACUCGUCUGGUUUCCAAUGAAACGACAGGCAACAGCUCAUUGGCUAAUUCAACUGGCCUGGUUUCCAAAGAAACUGUAGACAACAGCUUAUUGGUUAACUCUACCACAUAUUCAACAUCUCCAGCCCCCAAUACAACCCAUGUAAGCAGUGCAACACCAGGAACAAAUAAGACCCAAGUACCUACCAACACAUCCAGUACUAGUACACCCACGACUCUCAAUAGCACCAUGCCGGGGAAUGAUUCCUAUAACUCUCAUAAUAAGAUCAGUGUCAACACAACGACUCCUUUACCAACCAGUACUGCUACCAUGAUCAGGAGCAGUCCAGAGCCAUCUGCCAGCACUGCUGAGAGCACAACGACCAGCCAGGUUGCAAACCCAACUGCCAGCACCACUGUGUCUGCAGUCACCCAGCAGGAUACCAGAGGAGGCAAGCCUGGAAAUAGCACCACUGAUGGGGUUGGGUCUCAGAAGGUUCGACCGCUGUCAGGGUCAGCAGUGGCGGUCGCUGUGAUCGGGACGAUCGUAGUGGUGGGAUUACUGGUCGGAGCACUGGUCUGGAAGAAGAGGGAGAGGUACAUUCGUCUCGAGGAGGACCAGCGCGUGGAAUCCCAGAGCAACUACACUAACCCUGUGUACGGGCUCUGAGGAGCUCCCACGGCAGGACUGAGCAGCCAAAAAAAAAAAAAAAACAGCUUUUUAAUGAAAAUCAAGACAUUGGAAUGAUGUACACUCAACCCCAGCACUACUCCUCUGUAUCUACUCUGUGGCAAACUCCACUGCAUAGCAACAGAGGAACAUGAUGGAUAUGGGGUGCUUUUGCAGUCCUAGUUUUAUACUGUAUGUACAUACACACAAUCAGGUAUACUGUAUACAAUGCACUCUGUUUAUUAUGGAUGUAAGAAUCAUAUAGUGAUCAAAACCACUGGGACAAAAUCAUUUCUAUACUAACCCUGCUAAUAUACUCCGCUUGGAAGAAUCAAGCAAUCCGCUUAUAAGAAUCAUUUCAGGGCAAACUGACUGCACGUAAUACGGUACUUGACCAAGUGCAAUGACGUGUACAACCAAGCUAUUUUUGAAUUUGAAGUUGCACUCAUCUCGCGUGAUUAGGCAUGCAUGCAGCGUGUAUACAGUAUAAUCAAUCCCUGGUCCGCAGCCACUCCCAGCAGAAAAAAAGCAAGUUGUGCAGUUUGCAUGUGAGUUGACAUGACAGGUAACAGGCAUUGUUCUGUUAUAUUUUUUGUGUUCUCUAUUAGUGAAAAUGUGUUUUAAUAAAGUGAAUACACAUUCACUGAAUACAUCCUGAGUACAGUUCUGUUAUUGUGUGAUAAACAUAUUGAGGGAAAGGUAUUGUGGCGUGGUGAGGAGGAGGGAUUUUUUUUUGCAGAGCUUUGCAUCUCUGCUUAGUGAAAGACUGAGAGAUUUGCAUCACAGCUGAAAAUAAGCAAGCCACAGAUGCUUAAAUGCAGUGGUAGUCCUGACAGUAAAAUACUGUACUGUAGUGUCAUUUUAUUUAAAAGGCCUUUACACGCAACACUGCACGGCAGUUAAACUUGGCACCUUCACGAGACAAUCGCUUCUCAAGUAUACUGUAGUAAAAUAGGAUUCUGCAGCCUUGAGUUAACAUAAUCGUGGUCAUAUAACAAGC
Messenger RNA from Polyodon spathula (Mississippi paddlefish), 2181 nucleotides. Its product is annotated as cell wall protein DAN4-like. The record is from RefSeq and is a predicted model, not a curated record. Lineage: Eukaryota; Metazoa; Chordata; Actinopteri; Acipenseriformes; Polyodontidae. The coding region runs from base 210 to 1181 and encodes 323 amino acids. The transcript is spliced from 4 exons.